AUGGAAAAUAAAACAGGAGAUAAUUCUUUUAACAAAGAGCUCGCUAGUUCAAAUACUUGGAGAUACUCACUACUACGAUCUAUUGCUAAUAAGUUGGAGAAAGAUAGUAAUUGGUUUGAUAUUCGUAUAUGUUGGUGUCCAAUUAUUAGUGAUACCGUUGUUACUGCAUUUAGAACAAGUGACAAUUCAGAUUUUAUGAACUAUUCUAUAAUAUUACCAUUUGAAUAUUAUGGACUGGUAAAUAUUGAACAUCUAAUAAAUUAUUAUGGAGAUAUUGAAUAUGAUUUUAAGAGUUGCGAAUCAAAUAGUAUCAGAGUACAAGUUAUAUGUGCCUAUAUUGGGUGCAACAAUGACUUGUUGUUGCAGGCAGUUUCACUUUACUAA
Cryptosporidium muris RN66 is the source of this 384-nucleotide messenger RNA. RefSeq lists its product as uncharacterized. Lineage: Eukaryota; Apicomplexa; Conoidasida; Eucoccidiorida; Cryptosporidiidae. The record is from RefSeq and is a predicted model, not a curated record. The transcript has a single exon. Bases 1 to 384 code for a protein of 127 amino acids.